UCAUCUACUACAAGAAAAAAUGUGGAUGACCGGUGGUACUCUAUUCCUCACAUUUGCCAUUUUCUUCGAAUCAAUUGAAUUAAUAAGUUCAAGAACGAGUUUAGACGCAUUAUUUCCUGGAUACAACGGCCUCCUUCCUUACGUCCGAGAGUACCACGGUAACAUUUAUAAUUAUGACAAUUUCCAAUCCUACAAUGGCAUACGAAACGAUAUCCGUCUAGAUAGCCUUUUCUUAAUCAGGAAUAAUGUCAUCGUUGGAGCGCUGUUUGAAGAUUAUUUUGAUCAGCCAUUCUUUACGCUUGAUCAUGCGCCUCAAUUUGUCGUAUUUAAUAUAUCUCACACACCAUCUGAGAGCAAAUGGGUAGAGCUCGCUAAGGCUGACUAUAUGAGAUUAGGUCCACUUCGUCGUUUCUCAUUGAUUACAGAGCGCGAUAAGAUUGCUCAUACAAUAGUAGCGGAAUCGUACUGUCAAGGUAACCUAGUUGCACAGAAGUUAGCACUCAUAAGUGCAUACACUGCAGCAGACGAAGCAGAAAACUUGUUACUAGAUCGUAUUAGAGAAGGUCACGUGACGAUUCCAAAAAUCAAACAGCGAAUCUGGCACGUAUUCAAUGACGUAUAUCAUAAGACAUACCGACGUAUCGCGAAUCAAAACCAGGCUUCAAGUUCAAGAAGGGGUAGUCCAUAAGACGCCAAUGUCUAAAAUGAUGCUUGCUACAAUGACUUUUUUUCUCAAGAUUCUGUAAAGAUAGAUUUUUAUCACAUAACGGUUUGUUGUAACAUUAUGAUAAACUCCUCGCACCUAAAUAUGCAAUGAUAGUUAAUACUAUUGUUUGUUCAAUCUAAAGAUAUAUGUAUGGGUAAAAAACAAACCUAAUUGUCAUUUAUACUAGCUGGAGUAUGGAGUAUGGUAUCAUUAGAGCUUUUUCUGGGAAGAUCCCGUUUGAUCGUAGAUUUGGUUUUUUAUAGGGCAGGUCGCACAAGCUAUACCUGAUUUAUGAGAAAAAAGGAUAUUGCGAAAACAGUAGA
Belonocnema kinseyi is the source of this 1029-nucleotide messenger RNA. RefSeq lists its product as uncharacterized. The record is from RefSeq and is a predicted model, not a curated record. The transcript is spliced from 2 exons. Bases 20 to 688 code for a protein of 222 amino acids. NCBI's taxonomy places the organism in Eukaryota, Metazoa, Arthropoda, Insecta, Hymenoptera, Cynipidae.